AUGUCUAUGUCGGCCAACUCCACGCUCUGUUUGAGCAACGAGUCUGCCAGCCACUCCGCUGGUCUCCUGCACGCCGCCUACUACUCUGUACGCCUGCCCAACGUGGUCUCAACCGCGAUGCUUCCUGCGGCAUUUGUGUUCUCUACACUGGUGCUGUGGCGAUUAUGGCGGUUUACUGUGUUGCCUUUGACCUUCCUAAAGAGUUCCCAUACUGGAUACCAGUCUUGGGUUAGCAGCCCUGAGGAUUCGUCAUGCCCGUGCAUUUUUCCAGGACUCAAACGGCCUACUCGUAAGAGCCAGUCCCCAAGGUCAUACUUUGGUAGCUCCAAGGAGCCGUUCGCGCUAGUGGUGUUUGGAAAGACCUUUUACGUCGUCACCCAGGUCAAGCAGUCGGACGAAGUAUACCGAAACAGCGAGACUGUUUCCUUUGACGACUUUGUGCAGGCCCUCAUGAGGAACAAUGGCAAUGGCGAAGAGGUCAUCAAGACUGUGUACAAGGCCCUGCCCAUCGAUAAAGCCGGCUUCCCCAACCCAAGGGGCGAGUCCAUAGGCCGCUUGGCCUCUGGGAUGCACGCGCAUCAACUACAUCCGGGCGCGAAUCUGGUUGUUCUGCAGAAAAAGGUGCAAAAAUGGCUGAAUUGCCAUGUGCACCCCAAAGAAAUCUGUUCGAACCCCACGGCCACCUCGUCAGGCCGCAAGAGUGUCGAAGUACUGCUCUAUCAGUGGUGUUCAGAAUACUUUAUCCGGCUCGGCCAGGACCUCUACUUCGGAGAGAUGCUGGCGAAGAUUGAUCCCACACUUCCAUCCACGUUUUUGCUGUUCGAUGAGCUCAUCUGGAAGAUGCUCUACCAAUACCCGGGCUUUUUGUCCUCGGACAUGUCAGUUCCUAGGGCGCGGGUCAUCGCCUCGCUCGAUAAAUACUUGCAGGUGCCGCAGAAAGAGAGAACCGGAGGUGCGGCGUGGCUGGUCAAUGCCAUGGAAGAUGAGAUGAGGGCCGUGGGCGUCAAAGGAGAAAACCUCGCCGUCGUCUUAUUCCACCUCUAUCUUGCCAUAAACACAAACACCCGCAAAACAGCCUUCUGGGUCCUGGCGUAUCUCCUCCACAACCCCGAGCUGCUAGCCGCCUACCGUAGGGAAACAGCUCCUGCAUUUCGCGGAGCCGACCUGGCCGACCCGUUCAUGAUCCAAGACGCAGUGGCGUGUCCCGAGGUCGAUGCCAUCUGGCACGAGACGCUGCGCAUAUCGGGCUGGUCAGCGUCCGUCCGGCUCGUCACACAAGAUACAGUCAUCGGGGAGAAGCGCAUACGUAAGGGUAACCGCAUCAUGGUGCCGCAUCGAUUACUGCAUUUCGACGAAAGCAUAUUCGGCGACGCCACGCACCAGUUCCGCACCGACCGCUGGCGCAACAACAAAAACCUGCCUCGGAAUCCCUCGUUCCGGCCAUUUGGCGGCGGCAAGACCAUGUGUAGCGGACGGUUCAUUGCUCGAUUCUCCGUGACGAGCUUUGUAGCCACGCUCCUGCACCGCUUCGACGUCGAGCUGGUGGGAAGCCCCAGGUUCCCGCGUGCCGACGAGGGCCGACCUGUGCUGGGGACCAUGUCCAUCAGGGAGGGUGAUGAUUUCAAUGUCAGACUGACCCCCAAGCCGGAGUUUGCAGAAUUUCGGGACGAAAGUAAUGCGAGUUAUCCUGGCUCAGGCUUUUUAUAG
This is a messenger RNA of Metarhizium acridum CQMa 102, 1707 nucleotides long. The record is from RefSeq and is a predicted model, not a curated record. NCBI's taxonomy places the organism in Eukaryota, Fungi, Ascomycota, Sordariomycetes, Hypocreales, Clavicipitaceae.